CGAAAACUUUUGAUCCUAUUUCUUCAAAAAACAAAGAAAAAGAAAAAACUUUUGAUCCUAUAGUAUAUGCCAUGGCAGGCACGACACGAGAGAAAUUGCAGGCCAAAAAUCAAGACUAGAAUAACAAAGCAACCUGAAUAGAGAAAAUUUUAGAAAUGGCGGACAGAAGAAAAAUCCCAUUGUAAUUUUCUUUUUUUGUUGGGACUUGGGAGUAUGGUUAUGGAAUCAAAAGCUAACAACAGAGAUUGGUGUGACUGCUUUCUUCGUCGAUCUGCUUAGAGACUUGUUUCUACUAUUUGUGUCUAGCUCUAUUUCACUUCAGAAUGACAGAACCAAGCUCAGCUGAUGUGAUACUGGAAUUUUUGAGGAGAAAUCGCUUUACAAGAGCUGAGGCUGCCUUGCGUAGUGAACUUGGUAACCGCCCUGAUUUGAAUGGAUUCUGCCAGAAGCUUACCCUUGAGGAGAAGGACUCUGGAAAUGUGCUAGAAGAAGAAAAUGGGAAAAAAAUAGCUGGCGAAAGUCAUGGUUCAGGUUCUCGAAACAGUAGUGAGGUCUCUAAGGAACUUAUAGUGAAAGAGAUAGAGUGUGGGGCUGGCAGAAAUGGGUCUGAAAGCCAAUGGAGAAAUGCUGCUUCUACUGGGGAUUCUAAUAAACCCAAUGAAGCAAGAGUGACGAGCGAUACGAGUUUCGCUUUCUCUAAAAAUUCCGAAGAUGCUGUACUCAAUAUGCAGUCCCGGAACUUCAACGCUAGCAAUGGUCCUGAUCUGUUAAAAGGUGAUGGUAUAUUUAGAAGCAGUAGUUUUUCGGAGCUGGAGAAACCAGAUCAGUCAAGAUGGUGUAUAUCUGAAGCUCCUGACAUUGAUAAAGGCAAUGUUAAACCUGGAGAAGAGAUUUCCUUUUCAGGUGAAAUUAAAACUACGUGGCAUGGAAAUACUGGCAAAGCUAAUGUAGAUUACAAGUAUGACAAGUUUCAUACCAGUGAAACUAAGGAGCUUGAUCAGCAAUUUAAGACUAGCGGUGCAUACUUGAAGGAAAACUUUGCUGAUAACAGCCGAUGGUCUAGAACUGAGGAGCCCAGUAGUUCAUUUUCAGAGAUGUGGAAAGAUUGUUCUGUCAAGACUGUUUUUCCAUUCCCUAAGGGUGAUUUAUCAAUUGGUUAUAAUGCUGCUAGUGCUUCAGAUAAGAGAGAAGGAAAGAAGAUAGCAGAUGCACUUGAUGUCAGAGCAGCAAUUAAAGAACAGGUGGAUGAGGUUGGAAGGGCUUUAUUCUUUGGGAAGUCUCAAGGCAAUGCUGAGCAAAAAAGUAUAAAUGGAUUGGCCUUUCCUCUUGCAUAUGAUGAUCAAAGGGAAGAGUUACCUAGGUUGCCACCAGUUAAACUCAAAUCAGAAGAGAAGUCAUUGAAUGUUAACUGGGAGGAAAAAUAUGAGCGUGAUGGCCCAGGUGCAAAGCUUGUUAGUGCUGACAAUACCUUCCUUAUAGGGUCCUAUUUGGAUGUUCCCAUUGGGCAAGAGAUAAAUGCUUCAGGUGGGAAAAGGAAUGCUGGAGGUAGUUGGCUUUCUGUGAGUCAGGGUAUUGCAGAAGAUGCAUCUGAUCUUGUUUCUGGUUUUGCUACUAUUGGUGAUGGAUUAAGUGAAUCUAUUGAUUACCCAAACGAGUAUUGGGAGUCUGAUGAAUAUGAUGACGAUGAUGAUGUUGGAUACAUGAGACAACCUAUUGAGGAUGAAGCCUGGUUUCUGGCUCAUGAAAUCGAUUAUCCUAGUGACAAUGAGAAGGGAACUGGGCAUGGGAGUGUUCGGGAUCCUCAAGAAAGAAGUCAGACCAAGGAUGAUGAUGAUGAUCAAUCAUUUGCAGAAGAGGAUUCUUACUUCUCUGGUGAGCGUUAUUUCCAGGCAAAGAAUGUUGAACCUGUUGCAGCUUCAGAUGAUCCUAUAGGGCUCUCUGUAACUGAAAUGUACAAUGGGACUCAUGAGAAUGAUUUAAUUGCCCAAUAUGAUGGACAGUUAAUGGAUGAAGAGGAGCUUAAUUUGAUGCGUGCUGAACCUGUUUGGCAGGGAUUUGUCACACAGACAAAUGAACUUAUCAUGCUGGAGGACGGAGAAGUUCUCAAUGAGUGUGGCAGGUCUCAGCUGGAUGAUAUUUGCAUAGACAAUGAUCAGCAUGGUGCAGUUAGGUCUAUUGGUGUGGGUAUCAACAGUGAUACUGCUGACUUUGGCAGUGAAGUACGUGAAAGUUUAGUUGCAGUUAGUAGUGAAGGGGAUUUAGAAUAUUUUCAUGAUCAUGAUGGUUCUAUUGGAGGUUCCAGACAAAGUUACCAUGAAACAGAAAGGAAAUAUAUUGAUAAACCAAAUAGAGAUAAAAGGAAAACUGGAAAAAAUGAUUCUAAUAAGUAUGCUAUUGAGAAUGAUAAAGGUUCAACCCCCCAGGUGAAGAAUCUUGCAGAUGGAGGAUUUUCAUUUCCUCCACCAUUAAGAGAUGGGCAAUUGGUGCAGGCAGGCUCUAGUAACUCUAUAUGGCCAAGUAACAGCAAUGCUGCUGGUGAAGAGCGUGAUGACUGCUUGACCGCUUUGAUGGAGCCGGAUGAUAUGCUUGCUACAUGGAGGCGGAAAAGUAGUGAUUCUUCAGUUGCCCAAAGCUCUAGGGAUGAAGAUGAUGCCAAUGUAAGAUCAGCAAAUUCUAGCCCUUCAACUCUCUCUAAUUAUGGUUAUGGUGCACAAGAAAAGACUAAGAAAGAAGAGGAUGAGAAAACUAGUGGCGUGAGGGAAGAGGAUCUUGGGGCAUCGCUUGAAGAUGAAGAGGCUGCUGCCGUCCAAGAGCAAGUGAGACAAAUUAAAGCACAAGAGGAGGAAUUUGAGACCUUCGAUCUCAAGAUUGUGCAUAGGAAAAACAGAACUGGAUUUGAGGAGGAUAAGAAUUUCCAUGUUGUUUUAAAUUCUGUUAUAGCUGGGCGCUAUCAUGUUACUGAGUAUCUUGGAUCGGCUGCGUUUAGUAAAGCUAUACAAGCUCAUGAUCUGCACACAGGCAUGGAUGUCUGUGUGAAAAUUAUAAAGAACAACAAGGAUUUUUUUGAUCAAAGCCUUGACGAGAUUAAGCUUCUCAAGUAUGUUAACAAACAUGAUCCAGCAGAUAAGCAUCACAUUCUCCGAUUGUAUGAUUACUUUUACUACCGAGAACAUUUGCUAAUAGUCUGUGAACUUCUCAAGGCAAACUUAUAUGAGUUCCAUAAAUUUAAUAGGGAAUCAGGUGGCGAGGUUUACUUCACAAUGCCAAGAUUGCAGUCUAUAACCAUUCAGUGUUUGGAGGCUCUCCAGUUUUUGCAUGGCCUUGGCCUAAUACAUUGUGAUCUGAAGCCCGAAAAUAUAUUAGUUAAAAGCUAUAGUAGAUGUGAGGUGAAGGUCAUUGAUCUUGGGAGCAGUUGUUUUGAGACAGAUCAUCUAUGCUCCUAUGUUCAAUCCAGGUCCUAUCGUGCACCAGAGGUUAUCCUAGGACUUCCAUAUGACAAGAAAAUAGAUAUCUGGUCACUUGGCUGUAUCUUGGCAGAACUCUGUACUGGAAAUGUACUUUUCCAGAAUGAUUCACCUGCGACAUUACUUGCAAGAGUAAUUGGAAUCAUAGGUCCUAUCAAACAAGACAUGCUUGCCAAAGGACGGGAUACAUACAAAUACUUUACGAAGAAUCACAUGCUUUAUGAACGUAAUCAGGAGACCAAUAGACUGGAAUACCUGAUACCCAAGAAGACAUCCUUGAGGCAUCGGCUGCCGAUGGGGGACCAGGGAUUCGUUGAUUUUGUUGCUCAUUUGCUUGAAGUAAACCCAAAGAAGCGUCCUUCCGCUGCAGAGGCUCUGAAGCACCCAUGGCUAUCAUACCCGCACGAACCCAUAUCAGCUUGAGCACUGUGCGAGUUGCUUGAUGAGACUUAUGGGAUUGCUUGCCUCAUCUCAGCUCCCUCGUAUUGACUGGGAAAAGGAGCUGUUAUGAAUUACAGAGUGGAAAUGAUGUUGUAGUUGAUCUCUCCAAGGAGUUUUCCUACCUUCACAUGCCUGCAAAAUGCAUUCAAAGGUGUGUUUGAUUUUGUUUGGUUAUAUCAUAUUAAUAUAAUAUUAAAUGUCCUUCCCCUAACCAAAGUAGUAUUGGAAAUGAGCAUAAUGAAGGAUGUAAUUUUUGGAAGAGAGUGGUAUCCUUGGAAAGGGGAAUCUAAUAUUGUUGUACAUGACAUGAUGUUGUGAUAAUUCUUUUAGGUUAUUUAGUAAUAUAGCUUUGUCAAAUAGUUGGUAACCAAAUUUGGUUACUGCUACUGCUACUGCUAUUGCUACUCGUUGAUUGGAUUUCUGGCC
Gossypium raimondii (Peruvian cotton) is the source of this 4331-nucleotide messenger RNA. RefSeq lists its product as uncharacterized. Gene Ontology annotation, molecular function: protein serine/threonine kinase activity; protein tyrosine kinase activity; ATP binding. NCBI's taxonomy places the organism in Eukaryota, Viridiplantae, Streptophyta, Magnoliopsida, Malvales, Malvaceae. The record is from RefSeq and is a predicted model, not a curated record. Gene Ontology annotation, biological process: peptidyl-threonine phosphorylation; peptidyl-serine phosphorylation. Bases 324 to 3887 code for a protein of 1187 amino acids. The transcript is spliced from 8 exons. Gene Ontology annotation, cellular component: cytoplasm.